CUGGGCGGCGACGUUGGAGGAGGAAGACGACGCAGAGGUGGACGAGGUGCCGCUGCUGAAAUCUACCAGCGGCAUGAAGCGCCGGGCGCCGCCGGGCGAGGCGUCUCGUGCAACCUACUCCAAGGCUGAGGGCUCCAAGGCUUUCGCAUCAAUUGUCGCAUGCCGCGCCGGCGUUGCCACCGUCGACAAGCUGUUGCGGGCGGGUGAUUUCUCCGGCGCGACGACGCUGCUCGCGCAGCCUCCCUUCUCCUCCUUCAAGCAGUCUGCCCUCGUGCUCGUCAACUCCAAGGUGCUCUCGAUGGAAGAUAUCAAGGCAAUCGGCACAGAGAAGCGGUUUGGUGUUGGAGCGGACGUCAUCAUCAUGCUCGGAGGGCUGGCCGACGCGACGGAGCGGUCCGACCGUGGUGCUGGACUCGACUACGCCAGCAAGGCGGCAGCCUCCCUCGACGAGAUCAUCGCGAUCGGGCGGAGCAACGGCCUGUGACCAGCGUGUCGGACACAGUGGACAGUGCACAGCGUGUGACCUUGGAAGCCGCGCCCGCGCCCUUUCGCCGGUGUGUGCUGUGUCGCUGCCACCCGUGCCAGUGCCACGUCUCAGCUCUUACCGCACGCUGGGCAUUAUUCUAGCCUUGUCGUCGUCCGCUUUUAGAACCU
Messenger RNA from Emiliania huxleyi CCMP1516, 654 nucleotides. RefSeq lists its product as hypothetical. Lineage: Eukaryota; Haptophyta; Isochrysidales; Noelaerhabdaceae. The transcript is spliced from 2 exons. The coding region runs from base 74 to 484 and encodes 136 amino acids. The record is from RefSeq and is a predicted model, not a curated record.